AAAUAGGGGCCGAUUAUUCCAGGCUCCGGUCCUCGGCAUUGCAUUAAAUUAUACACGCACACAAAACACAAGCACAUUGGACCGGAGAGUUGGGUGAUUGUAUUGCUACAAUGAGGCUCACGGAAAUGGAUCUCGUGAGCUGUAUCCUCUUGUCUGUCUUCAGCUACAUCUUCAUCCAAGCUCUUCGUUCGUUACAUGGAAGAAGCAGCAGAGUAAACCACCAACUGCCUCCCGGACCUCCUCCUCUCCCCGUCAUUGGAAACUUGCUUGAACUUGGGGACAAGCCUCACAAGUGUUUGGCCAAGCUUGCCAAAACUUACGGCCCAAUCAUGAGUUUACAGCUCGGCCAAGUCACCACCGUCGUCGUCUCUUCCGCCGAUAUGGCCAAAGGGGUCCUCCUGACACAUGAUCAGUUCCUGUCAAAUCGAACCAUUCCCGACGCUAUGAGAGCCGUCAACCACCAUGAAUAUAGCUUGCCCUUCCUUCCCGUUUCCCCUCGCUGGCGAUCCUUGAGGAAGUUGUGCAACAACCAGUUAUUCGGCAACAAGGUUCUCGACGCUAGCCAAGAUCUCAGGCGUAGCAAGGUGCAACAACUCCUCCAGGAGGUCGAGCAAAGCAGUGUGGCAGGCGAAGCUGUGGAUAUCGGAAAAGCUGCUUUCAAAACUACAAUCAAUUUGCUGUCCAAUACUAUAUUCUCCGUGGAUCUGGUUCAAUCUGUAAGUACAGCGGGGGAGUUCAAGGAGGCGGUGGCCGGUAUCAUGAAAGAGGUUGGAACGCCCAACGUGGCCGACUAUUUUCCUGCACUCAAGAAGCUCGAUCCUCAAGGUGUCAGAAGGCGCACCGCCAUUCAUUUUAGCCAGAUCCUAGAUAUCUUCCACCGCUUGGUUACUCAACGCUUGAAGCUCAGAGAAACCACAGGUUCACUCACCAACAACGACAUGUUAGAUGUCCUGCUUUCAGAAGAGAACAGGCAAGAGAUGGAAGGAGAGAGAAUCCAGCGCUUAUCACUGGAUCUAUUUGCGGCAGGAAGUGAUACAACAACAUCUACGCUAGAAUGGGGAAUGGCUGAGCUACUCCGGAACCCAAAGGCAAUGUCAAAAGUAAAAGCAGAGCUGGAAGAAAGCACUAGGAAAGGAAAACCAGUGGAAGAAUCAGAUAUAGGUAGACUGCCAUACUUGCAAGCAGUGUUGAAGGAGACGUUCCGGCUUCACCCAGCAGUUCCAUUUUUGCUGCCGAGGAAAGCAGAGAUAGAUGUUGAACUGGGGGGCUACAUAAUCCCAAAGCGUGCACAAGUUUUAGUAAAUGUUUGGGCUAUCGGAAGGGAUCCGAGCAGAUGGGAGAAUCCAGAAGAGUUUUCACCGGAGAGGUUCUUGGGCUCGGAAAUCGACGCCAAAGGCCGGAAUUUUGAGCUGAUUCCUUUCGGUGCCGGGCGGCGAUUGUGUCCUGGAUAUCCAUUGGGGAUGAGAAUGUUGCUGCUCAUGUUGGGAUCUCUGGUAAACUGUUUUGAUUGGAAGCUGGAAGGUGGAAAGAAAGCAGAGGAAAUGGACAUGGAUGAUAAAUUUGGCAUCACCUUAGCGAAGGCUCAGUCCGUGCUCGCGAUUCCGUUUAGAGCCUGCUAAUCAUCGAUGUUACAAAUGAAAACCCAAAUAACUGGAGUGUAUGGACUGUGGAGGUCAAGUAAUUGGAUAUGUGACAUCAUUAUCUUGGAGAUCCGUCGCCAGAAAAUCGGUUUAUAAGGCAUUUUUAAAUGUACUUGACAUGACAGCGCAAAGUUUUAAGAUGUAAGAUUGGAAUUCGGAACCUACAAAUAAAAGCCAUUUCCAAACCUCCAAA
Messenger RNA from Prosopis cineraria, 1833 nucleotides. Its product is annotated as geraniol 8-hydroxylase-like. The record is from RefSeq and is a predicted model, not a curated record. NCBI's taxonomy places the organism in Eukaryota, Viridiplantae, Streptophyta, Magnoliopsida, Fabales, Fabaceae. Gene Ontology annotation, molecular function: monooxygenase activity; iron ion binding; oxidoreductase activity, acting on paired donors, with incorporation or reduction of molecular oxygen. The transcript has 2 exons. The coding region runs from base 111 to 1619 and encodes 502 amino acids.